Molecule: messenger RNA, 6659 nt
Organism: Hylaeus volcanicus
Lineage: Eukaryota; Metazoa; Arthropoda; Insecta; Hymenoptera; Colletidae
Gene: Teh2
Product: protein tipE
Exons: 4
Coding region: 464-1180 (238 amino acids)
Biological process (GO): regulation of sodium ion transport
Molecular function (GO): sodium channel regulator activity
Source: RefSeq, a predicted model, not a curated record
ACAUACACACGCCAGAUACACAUUGAGAAUCGAAGGACGUGCCUUGCUGGUAUAUGAUCGAUCGGGAACGAUCUCUGCACCAACAGCGAACUGGCCUAUAUUGGUCACCGACGAUUUCUCGCUUUGCUUCGUAACUCUUCUGAAAGUAUUUCAACCAUAAGCUUACUGUACGAUUAAACCGAAGAAGAACAGACGUUUUCAACAUCGGAGCACAGCGUCGGCCUACGGUGACGGGAGAAUAAACCUCUUUUAAAUUGUUGCACUUCGAAGGUAUCAGGGAUUUUAUAUGCGAUAAGAUUGGAUAUUUCGUUGAGAAAUCAGUGGACAAAUUUCACCCCGUAUCGAAGACGAAGGGAGGCAGACAAGUCUCUGUGAUUAGCAGAGAAAUUUUUAGAGAUCGAAAGUAGGGUCCUAGCGACCCACAAAAGCAGCAACCAUUGAGUCCGACGAGUCAACGGUGAUCAUGGGUGCCCAGGAGGAGGACGCCAAGUCCAGCACCAUAGGCGGUGUGUUACCAGUGGUAGAAGUCCAAUCCUUGAUGGAGAAGGCUAAAUUCUACACGUCCCUCUGCCUGGGCACCACAGCCAUUCUCGCCGUUUUCGCAUUCCUCUUUCUAAUCCCUUUCGUCGUCGAGCCAGCGAUUUCGACGAUUUUGUCGGAUUUCUCUCCUCACGCCGUGGCCUGCGUUGUCACCGAUCACGUUUACGCCGAGGGACUGAAAAACUGCUCUUGGGCAAGCUGUAGAGAAGGUUGCACCAGUGCUGCGCUCCGUUGCCACCAGAUCAGAGUCAACUACACGAGGCUGACGUUCGAGGAAUUUAUGGCGAAACCGCUCGGUUCUAUUCCAUGGGAUGUCUCGGACACGAAAUUCUUCGUGAACACGGAAGGAUGCGGUUACCCACCCAGGGUGAACUGUUCCAGCUUCGCCAAGAAAUACGGACACUCGAACAUAGGGAAAAUAUUCCCCUGCUAUUACAGCAGAACACACCCCGAGACUGUCGUCGCGAGAUAUUCCUGGGAUGAGAAUUUAAGGCAUCUGGUGCUGGCAUUGGUGGUGCCCAUAGUUCUUUUCGCAGUAUCUCUCUGCGUAUUGUGCUAUUGGUACUGUCCACCUAUGGGCAAGAGUUGCGGAGGACCAGGCCGUAACCUCAUUGACAAAUACGCCAGGAAGGAAGAGUAAGUAACGUCAUCCUCGGAGAGGACGAGUUUGAGGAGGACGAGGAAGAAUACUGACUGCUACCAAGGGCUCACCCCCCAGCGCGGGAGUGACGCCGAAGGAAUUAUUGAAAGUCUCCAGCGUACUUUACGUUCUACAUUUAAGCGAUCGUUCAGAGGCUAUAGCAGCGUUAGGGAAACUUCGGCAGCGGAGAAAGAUGCAAUUCGUUCGUAACUUCAACGCGUCCGAUUUAUUACGAAUCACGCUACUUCUACCGCAUACAAUAUCGAAUCCAUUGGUACCUACAACGAGCUUAAUCGCUUUCUCAAAUAGAAAUUGGUAAUGCAACACUGUCUCCGCACUUUUUAAAAAUCGCUCGCGAUCUAGCUCGAAUUUUUACCUAAUUUUUACCUAACGUUUCUACGUAAAAUUGCAAUAAAUCAAGGCCGACGUCGUGUCCUUGUCGUCGACAACGCUUACGCGAUAAUUGCUAAUGAAUUACAAAUACAAACUGCGAUUAUGAUCUGUUGAAAGCGCUUGACCAGUAUGCAGAUCACGCGGAUCGCGCGUCGUGAAAAUUCUAUCUGUAUUUUCCAAAAUGUUCGCCCGUACAAAUUAACCAGAUGUCUGCGAUAUUUUUACACCGCACGCCGUGAAACCAAAACGAAACAGAUAACCUCGUCUAAAUCAUUUCGACGCUGCGCGACGUUUUCAAUUAUCGCGCGCGGGAUUUUUUAUACGGACGCAAUAAACAUUAUAUGAUCGUGAAUUUACAAGGUAAAGUAGGCCGGCGGUCGUUAAGCGGAGAGCUCAGUCUCGAUCAUCUACCAGUAUUCCGAAACGAGGUUCGGGAGUACGACAACAAGGUGCGCCUUCCUAAAACGUGAUAAAUAUAAGCGUAAGGAACAAUUAAUCGUCAAAUGGCACGUUUUACCGCGGAUAUUCGUUUGUAAUAGGAUAAGUGAUGUGCUCGUGUUAUGUAUUUGUAAAUCGUGUUUACUCAGGCUCGGGUAAAAGACACCUUCGGCUGGUAAAUAAGAAGCAAUUUAAAAAGAGAAUCGAACCAUCGCGACUAUUCUCCAUCCUCGGGAAAUAUUGUUCGACGUAUAUUCGUGUGAAAAUUGUAAUCCAGUCAUUGGUUGAAAUACGCGGGAUAUUGAUAAAAUAUUUUUAUCGACCUGUGCUUUGCAUAUAUUUCUGUUAAGUUCUUGCAAAUAUUUUAGUUUGAAAAUAUGUUAUAGAUCGUAUGGAUGUAACAUGACGUGAAAGCUUUGGUAUGCAAGCUCAUCAAUUAUUCUAAUUUUUUAAGAGCAUUUUAUUAAAUACCUUUUAAAGUUGAAGUAACUGAAAUAAAUACAAAAUUGUUACGAAGUGUUAAACGUGGAUCUAAGUUGUGUUCAAAGCUCUCACACCAUGCUGUGUAUAAAGUAUUGAUUAUACAAAAAAAAAAGAGACAUGGCACCAUUUUUAUACAAAAUUUUUCUGUCUUUAUUUCUCACAACUAUCUUGGCAGUAAAUCGAAUUUCGAUACAAAAACGUGCAAAAAUUGAGCUUUAUAAAAAUAUUUUCGGUCAAAUCUCAAAUGAUUGAAUAAAGCAGCCGUGAGAUGCAUCGAAUGGUGUUUCCUGAUGACUGGAAGUGAAUUUUUUGGAAGCAUUUAUUAUUUAACGAAUCGUUUUCAACCGAGAUCUGCGCAUGCAUGUGCUCUGUCAAUGACAAAUCGACUGUGAAGAAUGUCGAGGGAAGCAGGGCGAGCUUGAUAAUUGCGAAAACGACAUUCGUCGAACAUUCCAAGAAUAACGAACAAAUAAUCAAAUUCCUGUGAAGGCUCGUAUCACUUGAACAUAGAUUAUAGUCUGUUCUCGCGUUCAUAAUUAAUUCGCGAAAAUCGAAAUCUCAUGGGAAAACAUAACCAUGGAAUUGUAUCCAAGUGAAAAUCGUAGGUACUUCGAUGUGAUCGCAAAAAUAUGUAGAUCAAACCCUAUUUAGAUCUAAAACCUAUUUUCGCAACGAUUUUUAGGACGAUUAAGUGGCGUGCAAUUUUGAAUUUACGCGAACGAAACGCGAGAACCGGCGAAUGAGUGACGCGAUCGACUUCUAGGAUCUGUCUUCGCACCAAAAAGUGAAAAACUCGUAAGAUAAGUUUAGACAGUAAGUUAAGUCUGUGAAUAUUAAUCGAUCGAUCGAGGGGUUAAUCGACCAAGAUCGAUAAAAAGAUUAUUACAAAUUUUUUACGCGGGCGCCAGUCGCGUCGUGGUUCUAGUUAGAUAUAUAUAAAUAUAUAUUCGCGUAAUGCGCAGAUGCACAGAAUACACGCGUCGCGCGUAGUAAUAUAUUUACAGCUGUAGACAUCAGUUUUUUCAGUUCAAUUUUCAAAGGGACGAGCGAUCUGCAUUCCAUAAGCUGCGAAACAACGUUAUCCUAGAUAGAAUUUCUGGCCCACUGAACAGCAAUAAUUAAUUGCAAAUUUCUCUUACUGCACUUUGGCUCUUGAGAAUCUAAAUAUAUACCUCUCGAUAUGAAAUGAUUUUCCUAUCUUGGUCGUUUUGUAAAAUAUGGUCAUCAGAGCUGAAUUCGGCAUACAAAAAUAACUUUAAAAGAUUAUGUGAUUGGUACAAUUUAUUACUAUCUGCAGGAGUAACUCCAACUGUGAUUUGAAUUUUUCUGUCAAUUCUAUUAACUAAACUUUUGAAACAAGUACAUGUCUAUAAAAAGUUAUAAAGUUCAUACAUUUAUGUGCCAGAAUUAUUCGUUAGAUGAACUAAACAACAAGUGUCAAGUUUAAGCACUAAUUUCCUGUGAUUGAAUAUAAAUUCAAAUUAAACCCAUAUUUUAUGAAACACUGUAACUACCAUAAAUAUCUAUGCAAAAGUACCUUAUAAAAAUUUAGUACCAUCAAGUUGGCUAACAACGUCAAAAUGUUCAGAAAAGCUGCCGAUACCUCGGUUAAAGAGUAGUUAUUACCACGAUGUUGCUUAGAUUUACUCGUUAUGAUAUUACAUUGACAUUUGAAAUAUAUCUCUGUCGUCAUUUUGGCCAACUUUUGGUGACCCUUUUCAAAAACAAAUACACAGAAAUUUUACAAAAUAACAUACAAAAAUCCUAGGAUUUUUGUACAUUCCAGAAGAACGCCAUCAAUAAAUUCAACACAAAGUCAACAGACAUAUAUUUCAGAAUUCAAUACCAAUUAUUAUCCGUGCCGAAUUUGUCCUGAGAAUCAAACAAUACGUAAAAUAACUUCCUAUUUUUCAAACGGAUGAGAACAAACCAAGAAAGAUUUCUAGUAAACGAUUAAUUAUCAUCCCUUAAUUUGUAUACGUACAAACUUGUCUGUGAAUAAAUUCUCACGUAUCAAGAAUUUCAACGAAUCACGAGAAUCGCAUAGUUGUUUCGAAGCGUACGGAACUUAAGUCGCGACCCUGUACAUCUAGAAUGGUUGUGAAUCCUUACUCGGCCUUACUGUAGGUUCAAUCAAGUUGGCGUAAUUCCUCUCGCAGCGAGAAGCGAAUGCCAACGGAGCCUGCGUUCUGGCACUCAUUCCCCACUCGAUGCUUGCUAAUCGAUUUCCGUUACCGCCGCGCCAGCGAUCGAUGGAUCGAUCAGCCACGCCCUUCAAUUACCGUCGAAACAUCGCAAGCGAAUAAUUCUCUUGUGCUUUUGUCACGUGAAAACUAUUGCUCAAGACGCUCGGCUCACGGGACGAGGUACAGCGAUGAGCAAAUGUGAAUACAAUUUAUGAAUCUUUCAUAAAAUGGUAAUAUAUUACGGAUAGAAAGUAAUUCUGUGCUUUCGUAUUCAAUCACUCGUAAUUCUAAUUUAACUAGAAAUAUUUACUCGUCGUAUUAUAGUGUCAAACUUUUAUGUCUUCAAUCUGAUCUCUAUUACAAUGGCUGAGAUAUCAAGUUGAAACUUAGGUUAUAAGGUCGAGAACUUGGAAGGUUGGUACCAUAGCGUGAUAAAAUGACGAGUAAAUAUUUUUACUUAAACUAGAGUUAUAAAUGAUUACAUAUAAAGGCGCAGAAUUAAUUUUUACGCCUAAUAGAUUGAUAUUAGAACACUCUAUUUGAAUCAGUUGAAUUGUAUGUGAAUGUAAAUGUUACCUUCUUUCUGAUGAGACUGGUUAAACAAAAUUAAUUUCACUUCUUUCGAAAUUUAAUUGUAUCAAUUAUCAAACAUUCAUGAUUCUCUUAUGCACAGCAAGACAGAGGUCAAGAUAUAAACACUCGACAUUCGAGAUUUGGUAACGACGAAAAUUUUCAAUUAAGGGAUGCGGAGCCUAAAGAGGGAGGUAAUAUUUUUCCUCUCUUACCACCAGCCAGCAAAGUAAAUAUGCUCAUCGCUGUACGAAUCGAAUAAUCGACACGAGACGAAGAAGACGUAGGGACGUUUAUCGAACGGGAUUCGAGACAUCAUGUAGCCGCUAGCGUAAUUUAAGCCGAAGUUCGGCCAGCGAUCUCACGUGAAAAUAACGGCGUUAAAUCCGUGGAACGAUUCGCUGUCGCAUUUAGAUCGUCGAAGGUGAGCGGACAAAGUAAUGAAAUCUAGUCUUCGAUCGAAGUGGUCGUCUCUAGAUCGCCCGUAACACUUCGACAUAAAUUGUAUUUAGACACUGGUCGUUGUGCUUGGUCAAUGUACACACGAGCGUCGAGGAUCGUUAAGCUCGCGGAGCGUCACGUUGACAAUCUCGUUAAUCCUUUCGGAGCUCGUACUGCAUGCAAGCACUUCCAUAUCUCUCAUAUCAGAUCGGGUUUAGUGCCAAUUCGUUAGUCGAUUAGAUCCUCGCGAGCGAUCACGGCGUUAAAACGUAUUUAGGAUCGUCGAUCGUGGGAGAAGACGUCGAUGCAAUUAGAUAGACGAUACGAAAUUCUAGAGGAAUGAAAAACGUAACACACCGAAGACGCGACGAUCGAACGAGUCGUUUCACCAAACGGAAGCGCCAAAAACGUGAUAAAACCGUUCGGUGAAUGAACGAUGAAGAAUUAGAAAGAGAAUCGCGUACGUUUUGCAGAUUAGAAAGCGGCGAUGAACGUAAAAAUCUAUUUCUAUCGAUACUUAUGUAUAAAUACGCUCUAUCGCAUGUUACUUGAUUAUUCUAACGGUACCUGCACCUAAUAUAAUUAAGCUCUGCUAUACCAAUUCCCUUUCUAUUUCUGUUCCGUCCUUUUCUCUUUCAGCCCCCCGUUUCUCAGCAACUGCCUCUAGUUGUCCCCUUUCUUCUAUCUAACGCCUUCUCAUUCUCUCUCCUAUAAAUACUCAAACAAAAAGAAAAAAAAGAAAAGUGAAAGACACUGUUCGAGAAAGCUUCCCAAUUCUUUAUCUACGAAUUUUAAACUUCACCCACGGGAACGUUUGUCCAUCGCUUCGGGCGUACCAUUAAGUCUUGAAUACUGUACAUAAUAAUAUAUUAUAUAUUAAAGUACUCGUUCUGCGAUACUAACGGACAAUUGUAAAUAAAAGAUUAUACGGUUUCGUUUGAAAUAUAUAGAAACACGUUUUCUGUUAA